Molecule: messenger RNA, 688 nt
Organism: Emiliania huxleyi CCMP1516
Lineage: Eukaryota; Haptophyta; Isochrysidales; Noelaerhabdaceae
Exons: 2
Coding region: 70-663 (197 amino acids)
Source: RefSeq, a predicted model, not a curated record
UCCGAAGGCUCACGUCCUCUACGAGCGCUGCGGACGAGGCGGCUGCGGCGUGCAGCAAGAGGGCCGGAGAUGUCGAUCAAAGAGCGUCUGGCCGCCCUUCAGCUCGCCGGGACCGGUGAGUUCGUGCCCUCGGCGUUCGUCAACCCCACGGCAACGCGCACCCGAGCAGAGUCUGGCGAGACCGCCCCGCGGGACGUGACUUUCGAGAGGGCCGACGUGACGAGCCAGGCCACGGGCUUCAAGCCCAAGUACGGUCGCUCAGACAAGAAGGAGGACGGCUCGCCGACUGUGCGCGGCACCUCUCUUUUUUCGGGUCGGCUGCUAAAGGCCGGCAAGGGUCUCAAGAAGAACGUCUUUGGCGAGGUCUGGGCGGUGCUGCGGAACGAGCCACCCACGCUCACAUUCUACGCGGAUGAGACGGAGGCGCGGACGAUCGGCGCGCCACUUCAGCUUGACAAGCUCCCUCGCGACGAUUGGCUCAGGGUCGACGGCAAGCGCCUCGUCCUCACCACUCCAGCGGAGGCGCUUUCCAGGAUGGACGUCGCCGCGGCUGGGAUCGCCGUCUCGCGCUCCGUCGAGACGCGAGUAGAGGCCGAGAGCGAAGAGGAGGCGGAGCGGUGGGUGGACAUGCUAGAGCGGGUGGGGUCGUGCGGAGAGGGUUGAUGGGGGGUGGGGAGCCAGGGGGGGG